This is a messenger RNA of Triticum turgidum subsp. durum (durum wheat), 726 nucleotides long. NCBI's taxonomy places the organism in Eukaryota, Viridiplantae, Streptophyta, Magnoliopsida, Poales, Poaceae. The record is from the annotation of a GenBank genome assembly.
AUGGCUGAGGAUGCUAUUGCGCUGAAUGGACUAAAUGGUGACCAUCAUAGGCAGUUUCAUAGGUCCGUGAUACCGAUUCUUAUGUAUGAAAGGGAAGGUAAAAAUCCAAAUAAUCCAAUUGCUGUUAUUUCGGGCAUAGUCACGGUCUCUGGUGGAGGGUUUUGCCACAUAAUAGCAUACAAGGGGUUACUUUUCCCCAAUGAGGCACACAAGUACAGAUAUGAAAUUGUUUUUCCCAAUGAUAUGAGGGUAGACCUUGAACACCUCGGCAUGGAAAGACAUGGCUUUUUGGCUGGUUUCUACUGUCGUGUUCCUGCUGGAACUGUAGAUGCUGUCCACUUUGGUAUUCAAACUACGAGGAACCAAAAACUUAAGAUGUAUGGAUAUCAGGUCGAUGAUGUAUCAGGGCGAUUACAAAAUGAUCUAACUGACGGCCGUGUGACUCAUGUAGAGAAACAAGAUCAAAAAUUGGGACAUGAUUGUACACCUUCCAUUUUUUCUCGAAGUGGAUCACCUGUUUUCAAUCAGCAAAGGCAACUUGUUGGUAUAUCUUAUAAGGAUAUUGGUGUAACUAAGGCCUUGGAUGUUGGGUAUAUAACUGCUACCCUUCCAAAAUUUUGUGGAGGGGAUAACAUGCCUAUGUCAGAUGUCUUAGAACGUAUUAGACUUCUUGGUGAACAAAAAUUUGCUCCACCUGAGGAUAUGGAGCCUUCUCCUUCACCCUGA